CAUCAUAUCAGCUUUUUAUGAACAAUUGCUGAAACCGCAUUCUUAUCUGACUCCUGAUUGCACUGGCUUGCCUCUAGCUUAUACAGUGACUAUUUUGAUACACACCACGCCACAAUCACACGGUAUUCCAAAGUGCCCUUGACUUUUCGAGUCACAACACGGUUUGUCAAACUUCCCAUCAUUGGAUAUCACUCACUUUAACAUAUAUUCAAAAUUCUCGUGUGAUGGCUUCAAAAUGCAAAAGUAAAAGUUGCAAUCCAGGGGGGCCAGGAGGUGGCAAAGCGGGAGUGGCUGAUGGAGUUUCACCAGUAGUGGUUGCAGGAUGCCAAGAACUAGUGCUCAAUGACGGUCAUAUCAAACAGUAUAUGGACGCAUUUUUAGAGAAUGUUAAGCGAGGAUUAGGAAAAGCGACCAACCCUUCAGCUAUUGUGAAAUGCUUUCCAACGUUCGUACAGGAUCUUCCCAAUGGAACGGAGACAGGCAAAUUCCUGGCCUUGGACUUGGGAGGCAGCAACUUCAGAAUGUUACACUGGAUGACGAUCUGGGCGACGAUGCAAGUAUACUCCGUAAGGUUGUGAUGCUGAAUAACCUAGAUGAGGAGAAUUUGUCAACUAUGAAGAUAGUCACAAGGCUGAAAACGAGAAAGAGUAAUCAAGUGCAUCUGGUAAUCGAAGUUCCACCAACGAGUACUGCUUGUGGAGCUUGCCGGCGGUGAGAGCCAUAUGGACUCGAAGAUCUACGUUAUCCCUCCUUCAAUUAUGACAGGGCCUGGUGAAGAUCUGUUCGAUUUCAUUGCUGAAUGUUUGUCAGAUUUCGCCGUCACGAAAGGAGUUAACGAUCAAUUGCUGCCCCUGGGAUUCACGUUCAGUUUUCCUUUGCAGCAGGUUGGAUUGACGAAGGGUAUAUUGGAAAGAUGGACCAAAGGCUUCAACUGUGCCGGUGUCAUUGGCAAAGAUGUCGUCAAACUCCUUGAAGAUGCUCUAGCAAGGCGCGGGGAUGUCAAGAUUGAUGUUUGUGCAGUACUCAAUGACACAACUGGAACCUUGAUGUCGUGUGCCUGGAAAAACAGGGACUGUAAGAUCGGCCUGAUUCUCGGCACUGGUACUAACGGGUGUUAUUUAGAGUCACAGGCAAACGCAGAAUUAUUCGAUGAGCCUGACCAAGGAUCCGGAAAAGUAAUCAUCAACUUGGAAAGUGGUGCAUUUGGGGAUGACGGAGCCCUAGACUUCUGCAGAGUAGAGUACGACGAAAUAAUCGAUAAGCGGUCUAUCAAUCCAGGGAGGCAGAAGCACGAAAAGAUGAUAUCAGGAAUGUACCUUGGUGACAUUGUUAGGUUGGCUGCUCUAAGGUUCACGAAGGAAGGUGUGAUGUUUGGGGGAAAAUCUUCCCCCUUGUUGGAAACAGAAGACAAAUUCGAGACCAGAUAUGUGUCGGAGAUAGAGAGUGACCUGCCUGGUGUCUACACGAAUGCUAAAAGAAUCUGCGACGAGUUAGGUCUCAGCCAUGCCAUAGAACAAGAUUACCAGAACCUGAAGUACAUCUGUGAGUGUGUUUCCAAGAGGGCUGCAGAUUUGUGCUCCGCCAUGUUGGCUGUUCUCAUGAACAAGAUGGGAGAAAAGAAGGUGGUCGUCGGCAUAGACGGUACCUUGUACAGAAACCACCCUAACAUUUCAAACUGGAUGAAACAGAAGAUCGCACAGCUGGUGAACCCAGGCAUAAGCUUCGAACUGAUGUUGUCUGAGGAUGGUAGCGGUAGGGGAGCUGCGUUGGUAGCUGCAGUAGCCCACAGGGUAAAGAUGGAGAAUCAGGGAGUGGCAGCAGCGGCGCCUACGGAAGAAGCACCGGCUGAGGUAGAUGCAGCUGAGGAGGGCUGAAUAACCAGCGAUAUAUGUAGCCUUAAUAAGUGUGAUAUUUAACGAAUUUUUGUAUAUACAUUAAAUUAUACAUAUACAAGCGUG
This is a messenger RNA of Acanthoscelides obtectus, 1958 nucleotides long. NCBI's taxonomy places the organism in Eukaryota, Metazoa, Arthropoda, Insecta, Coleoptera, Chrysomelidae. The record is from the annotation of a GenBank genome assembly.